Messenger RNA from Nannizzia gypsea CBS 118893, 2634 nucleotides. RefSeq lists its product as uncharacterized. The transcript has 2 exons. The coding region runs from base 1 to 2634 and encodes 877 amino acids. Gene Ontology annotation, cellular component: ERMES complex; endoplasmic reticulum. NCBI's taxonomy places the organism in Eukaryota, Fungi, Ascomycota, Eurotiomycetes, Onygenales, Arthrodermataceae. The record is from RefSeq and is a predicted model, not a curated record. Gene Ontology annotation, biological process: phospholipid transport. Gene Ontology annotation, molecular function: lipid binding.
AUGGGGCCUUUCAGCGCAUUCCUCCUCGUCUACGUUCUUGGUGGGCUUACCUUCAUUCCGCUGCUGCUCAGCUUGCUCGUCCUCCACGCAUACCUCACUCUCCCCGGCUCGUCAGACGGCGAGUCGAAAGCAAAGAAAGCUGACCCGGGUGGUCUCGAGAGAAAGGGAGAUGACGAGUACAGCCUUAACACUCGCACGGCGGAGCUGGCGGAGAAGUUCCAGCGAGCUCGAGAGGCGGACGUAGCAGCUGGCUACUUCGCCGUGUGCAGAGAAUACGUGCCCGGAGGAGUGAACGGGAAGCCACCUGAACGAACGACUCCGGCUGGAGAGGUUAUCGCUACUGAGAGUCCCAGUGUCUACCAGAGCGUUUAUCGGAGUAUCUUCGACCGCAGACAGGCGCCGACCUUGGAUGCGAGCAGGACCAAUGGGAGGAACGUCAGGAAGGCCAGGAAUGUCUUUUAUGUUAUCUUGCGGCAUGGGCAUCUCAUGCUGUAUGAUGACGCCGAGCAGAUCGAGGUUCGAUACGUGAUAUCUCUUGCACACCACAAUGUCAGCAUUUACGGCGGUGGCGAACCGAUACCCGAAGGAGAACUUUGGAUAAAGAGGAAUGCCAUCUGCCUGUCGAGAAAGGAGGAGGAUGAAAACACUCCCGGUCCUCGACCACCUACGUUGCCAUUCUACUUAUUUUCCGAGAAUCUGUCUGAAAAGGAAGACUUCUAUUUUGCCAUCUUGAACAACCUGGACAGGGUUCCUGACUCGAUUGACUCCCCUCCUACACCUCGACAAUUUGCUACGCAAGAUAUGGUGACUCUUGUCCAGCGUCUGCAUUCGUCAGAGGAACAUCUUCAGACUCGGUGGUUCAAUGCCUUGGUCGGCAGACUAUUCCUUGCCAUGUACAAGACUCCAGAGCUUGAGCAGUUUAUUCGAAGCAAGAUAACCAAGAAGAUCUCAAGGGUGAAUAAACCCAACUUUAUCACAAAACUUGAGCUUCAGACCAUUCACUCCGGUGAAGGAGCACCGCUCAUCACGAACCCACGCUUGAAAGAUCUGACAGUCAACGGUGACUGUUGCGUUGAGGCAGAUAUCAACUAUAGCGGGAAUUUCCGUGUAGAAAUUGCAGCCACGGCUCGAAUUGACCUUGGAACGAGAUUUAAGCCGCGUGAGGUUGACCUUGUUCUCUCGGUGAUGCUGAAGAAGCUCAAGGGCCACAUCCUACUACGCUUUAAACCGCCUCCUAGCAAUCGGCUAUGGAUCUCAUUUGAUACGAUGCCCGCCAUGGAAAUGGCGAUAGAACCAAUUGUCAGUUCAAGGCAGAUCACAUAUGGCAUUAUCCUGCGAGCAAUUGAAAGCAGGAUUAGAGAAGUGGUUGCCGAAACUCUGGUCCAGCCGUUCUGGGAUGAUAUCCCCUUCAUGGAUACGGAAGAGCAGUAUUUCCGUGGUGGUAUCUGGGAAGAGACUCGGAAAGCCGAAUCACCACGGGCAACAGUCGAUACAGAAGCCCCUUCUGACAAAGAGUCGGAUAAACAGUCCGAUAAGGUCUCUGAGAAAGAUGAGCCAGUAGACACUGGCACCCCUGAAUUACACAAGGAGCAGAAUACGGAGGAGCACGAAACUCCUACUAUUGUCACUCCUAGUGCAUCUCAGGAAACGCUGUACCAGGCCUUUGCAAACUCGUUGAACGAGAAAGAAGCGCCCGAGAAGCUGGAAACACAGGAGACGGAUUUCCGCCCAUCGUCGCUUCCAGAUAUUCCUGAAAAAGUAGCCCACAGUGCUGUCAAACAUCGAUCUACCCGCUCUCUUUCCUUCUCUCCAGCAACAUCGGGCUCUUCAAUAUUUUCACCAUCCAUCUCCGUACCUCAACAAACCGUACCCAAGGAUAUGCCCACUCCUACAAUUGAUACCAGCACCACAGCGCCUCCCUUAUCCAGAUCGAUUUCUGACCACGGCACUGAUACAUCUCCCACAAACGACAACAGAAGUAGUCGAAGCAAAUCUAUGAUUGCGGAGAGUAUCCACUCAUCCAAGAGUGCAAAUGCAUCUCCCAACCUGGGCCCUGGCCCAUUCGAGCCACGUCAGGCAAUGCUCACUAUUGGAAGUGCUGCUGCAGCUGCCAAAAAAUGGGGUCUCAGUGUGCUCGCCCGCAACGACCAGGGCCCGCGGCCCGGUGAAGUCCCUGACCAUCCAGUCGGCCGUGGUCGGCCUCUACCGCCUCCAGGAACGCCACUCCCGUCCCCUGGAAGAUUUAACUUUGGAUCCAUAGCAAUGCCCAAGCGGAAGCCUGUUACCCCAUCUGCUGUGCCAGACCGGUCUCAGUCGGCGGUCGAGCCCAUGAGGUCUGACUCCAAGGCAAAUGCACCGAAGAGACUUGAUUCAGCGAUGGAAAAUGACACCAAGAGCCAGGAGCUGCUCGUUAUCAAGGCGCCAGUUGGAUCGGAACCCAGCAGCCCAUCCAAGGAGGACCAUGAAGUUGGAGACGAAAUAGACGAGAGUGACGACGUGCCUGAUGCAUGGUCAAACGAGGUUCUCAUGGACUUCCAGGAAUCCUCUAUGCCCGCGACUGAAGCUAUAUCGUCGCCGUCAGAACUAUCUGUACAUCGACAGUCAAAACAGCUUGAUGAACUAAAGUUCGACUAG